Clonostachys rhizophaga is the source of this 1209-nucleotide messenger RNA. The record is from the annotation of a GenBank genome assembly. NCBI's taxonomy places the organism in Eukaryota, Fungi, Ascomycota, Sordariomycetes, Hypocreales, Bionectriaceae.
AUGUAUUCUCCGACAAAAGUAGACUUCGAGCCUCGCCCGGGUCGUAGCACCAUUUGGGUGCAUGCCGAGGCGUUUGGUUUUGGCCCCAGCAGCUUGCUCCUUACGCUGGCUCCUAUGCUACGGACUCUAGCUUCCUCUAUCGGACCACAAACAACGACCGAGUAUGUUGGCCAAGGACACACCUUGGAUCUCAAUACAUCGCCACCAUGGGAUAACGUCCAUGACUGCGAUAUCUCCACGGACCAGGGCAAGCAGGCUCUGGGUGACCUCUUUCGCCUUCAGCAGCCGCUCCUCAUUGUCAUUAUAUGUGACGCUGCUUUCGUAGAGCUGCUGUCCGGGUUUGGGGCUAGGAGACUUAUUGUCAUCGACCCUCUCAUGUGGUUCUGGCCAUCUGUUCCUCGGGCUUGGGCAAAUGCGAGCCUGCUGAUUGCAGUGGACUACAUUGGCGUCCGAGCUCGAGUCGACAAGGCAAAGAUGCACAACGCCGUUGUGGUUCCUCCGCUUGUGCCGUCUAUCGGUCGACCGGUCUCAAAAGGCCCGAGGAAAGGCACCUUGGUCAAUCUGGGCGGCCUGCAGAAUCCAUUCAUUUCCGUCGAAGAGAACAUCGCCUUCGCGAGCCUGGUGCUCUCAGUCGUCGAACAGGCCAUCAAAGCCCGAAACUGCCCUGAUGAUCUCCCCCUGCAUUUCCUGACCAGCCAAGGAGUGUGUGCCGGGAUGCAAUCAGAUGUGGCCACCUCAACAUCCCCGGAGAAAGCGCGUGUUCUCUUAUCGCAAUGCAAAACGGCUUUCCUCACAUCGGGACUAUCGAACAUUUAUGAUGCUGCAGAUUGCGGAGGCCGUGUCGUCUUUCUGCCGGCCACCAAUGGGUCGCAGGGAGAGCAGCCGGAGCUCAUGGAACGAGAUCUUGCCUGCACCUUUACGCGUAUUGACUGGCAUGAACUGAAUAUAACGAUGCCAAAGGUGGAGUAUUCCAAUACGAGCGAUGCCGAAUGCUUUCCUUUGAUUCAAAUUCAUCAAAAGGCGCUUGUGGAGGAUCGCAUAGCACAGGGACGGUUUGUGGAGAGGGUUCUCGAAUGUUAUGAGGCGGAGGAGGAUAACGCGAAGGAAUUACAAAUUCUCUUCUCUGCCUUCGGGCGUGAUGACGGAACUUUGGUUAUGAAUGCCAUCGUCGACACGAUCAUACCCUUUUAUUCGGGCCUGGAAUUUUAG